AAUCGAGGAAGAGGAGGCCACGAGUAAGAGAGUGUCUCUUUGUUUCCCCUGCUAAAUGGAGAAGGUGAUGGUAAUGGUGGUGGUGGUGGCAGCAGCUGCGGCAGUGGCCUUCGGCGUUGGGCGCUCGGAGGCGGCGGUUUACAAGGUGGGGGAUGCGGUGGGAUGGACCAUUUUGGGGAGUCCAAACUACACGGCAUGGACCGUAUCGAAGGACAUCCAGUUGGGAGACACCAUAAUGUUCGUGUACAACAAGAACUUCCACAACGUGGUGGAGGUGAGCAAGGAGGACUACAAAGCGUGCAACGCGGCGUCGCCUAUUGCCACCUACACCACCGGCAACGACUCCAUCACCCUCAAGCGCCGCGGCCACCACUUCUUCAUCUGCGGCGCCCCCGGCCACUGCGGCGCCGGCCAGAAGGUGGACAUCAGGAUCUCCAAGCUGCACUCGCCUUCCGCCGCCGCCCCCGCUAAGUCGACUGCGACGUCGUCCCCUGUUCCAGGCGCUGCCGACGCCGGAGGCUCGGUCUCAGGACCUGCCCCCGCGCCAGGCCCUCGACCCAGCGCUGCCGGCGAGGGACGUGAUCUUUCGCCGGAGGUGCUGCUUUGCCUUUCUGCUAUAUCUGCGGGAUUGAUUAUGAUGUAGUCAUGAAACAAAGCGAGCGAACGAUUUGAACAGAGGUGUGCUUUUAAACUUGAUAUUAUUGUUUGCAAACUAGCGAUUGUUUCUUAAAUUGAAAUUGGAUAAAUAUUUAAAAAGUAAA
Messenger RNA from Zingiber officinale, 761 nucleotides. Its product is annotated as mavicyanin-like. The record is from RefSeq and is a predicted model, not a curated record. NCBI's taxonomy places the organism in Eukaryota, Viridiplantae, Streptophyta, Magnoliopsida, Zingiberales, Zingiberaceae. The coding region runs from base 56 to 643 and encodes 195 amino acids. Gene Ontology annotation, molecular function: electron transfer activity. Gene Ontology annotation, cellular component: plasma membrane. The transcript has 2 exons.